This is a messenger RNA of Rotaria sordida, 1446 nucleotides long. Lineage: Eukaryota; Metazoa; Rotifera; Eurotatoria; Philodinida; Philodinidae. The record is from the annotation of a GenBank genome assembly.
AUGACUUUCUCCGAUGUCUUUGUGUAUAAUGCAGUAAAUAAAGCUGUUGAAGAUUAUGAUGAUCAACCAGCGAAUUUUGGUCCAUCAUUUCCAUCUAAUGGAAUAACAGGAUAUGUGAUCUUAACAAAUCCAAAAAAUGCAUGUACUAAAGUAGCACCACCACCUAAUAUUCCGACAUCUAAAUAUCGUUGGAUUGCACUUAUUCCUCGUACAAAAUUAGACGAUAUGUGUGAUUUUGAUCUUAAGGUACUAAAUGCUCAAAAUGCAAAUUUUAGUGCAGUUAUUAUUUAUAAUUAUGAAGAUGCACUUAUCACAAUGGGUCCACAUGGAAGAAGUAUACAGAUACCAUCAACAUUAAUAAUGUAUUCUGAUGGAUUAUCAAUUAUCUUAAAUUAUUUAUAUAAUGAAACAACAGCAAAUUCAACUCCACAAUUUCAUGUAAAAAUAACUACAGGACAAUUUAACUUUGGUGCUUAUUUAAUACCAUUUAUUUGUAUUAUUAGUGUAUCAUUUUUUGGUCUUAUUGGUUUUAUGUUGGUUAAAUGUUAUUUACAACGACGUCGUUUACGUCGUCAUCGUUUACCACGUUCAGCACUUAAACAAUUAAAAAUAAAAAAAUUUGCUAAAGGUGAUCGUUGGGAAGUUUGUGCUAUUUGUUUAGAUGAUUUUGAAGAAGGUGCAAAAAUACGUAUAUUACCUUGUGAUCAUGCUUAUCAUAUGAAAUGUAUUGAUCCAUGGUUAUUAAAUAAUCGACGUCAAUGUCCAAUAUGUAAACGUUAUGUAUUUCCUAAUCAUGAUAAUUCAGAUGAAGAAGAAAAUAACGAUCGAACACCUACAGAACAAACACCAUUAAUACAACCAUCUAAUGAUAUUUCAGUUCCAAUUCUUUCAAGAAUUCGUCAAAGAGAACGUCGAAUCCUAAAUUCAACAGGUACUGGUGCUUCUAAUUCUACAACUGCUAUUAAUGGAUCAUCAGAUACUGAUGAUGAUGAUGAUGAUGAUGAUGACAACCAUGAUGCAUCGUCACUAUUAAGACAAAUAACAACAACAAAUCAUAUAACUACUAAUGAUCUUGUAUUCAAUCGACCAUUAACGAAUUCUCAAAGUUAUUCAAAUCCAGAAUUAUCACAUGUUCAUUUACAUCAAUCAGAUUCCGAAGAUAUCGAUAAUAAUACAACAGCAACAACAAUAACAACAUAUGAAAGUUUACAUGAUUCUUUAUCAACAUCAUAUACAACACCUCGUGCUGCAAAUUUUUUUGUUGGUUCACCUGGUGGUACAACUGAUAAUACAAAUAUAUCAGCACAUUCAGUUAUUGAAAAUGUUAGUGACAUUGAAACAGAUGAUAAUGAUGAACGAAUGCAUUCAGUAUUAACUGACGUUGAAAUUAAUCAUGCAUAUGUUUCUGAUGAUGAAACAACAAAUGUACUUAGAACGAACUUGUAA